AUGAUACUUGAAAAUAUAGAGGUAUCUGAUCAGGAUUCACUUGAUAUACUACUAAAUGAAUAUGUAUGCAAAAUCCCAAAUGAUAAGAAACAGCUAGAAUUUAAGAUUGGAUCAGUGCAAAACCAUUUAAUUUUUUCAAUUCAUAAAAUUCCAGCACAAAAGGAAUUUUCAAGUUACCUAAAUUUUGAAAAAGUAGCUAAACUAUAUGAUAUAAAAGCAUCAACUAUACAAGAACUUCCACAAUUUGUUCCUGGUAUUAAAAGGCAUUUGUAUUUAUGA
Messenger RNA from Entrophospora candida, 279 nucleotides. NCBI's taxonomy places the organism in Eukaryota, Fungi, Glomeromycota, Glomeromycetes, Entrophosporales, Entrophosporaceae. The record is from the annotation of a GenBank genome assembly.